AUGGACUCGUUCUUCACAGGUUUCGUUCAUUCUCUAGGAAACUUCUUUGGUUCUCCGCUUGACUUUCUAUCUGGAAAAUCUUGCAGUUCGCUCUGUCCAUCACCGUGGGAUGUGCUAUGCUACGUAGAGAAUUUCUGUGUUGCUAGUCUUGCGAAAGCCGCAUUGAUCCUAAUCGUAGCCUACUUGUUUCUCUUCUUCAUCUACAUGUUGUACAAAAUUGGUUUCUGGCAUUGUAUCAUCCACGGUUUCUUCGGCUUCCUCUGGGCUUUAGUCUCUUGUUGGUUCUACAUUCUUAGUAAUUGCUGCACUUUCUUCUGCUAUGAUCUGCUACACAUCAAACGUAGAAGAAGACGUAGAAACCGCAGAUAUACAGAGGAAGACGCUGAUGAUUAUAGUGACGAAGACAAUGAUGAUGAUGAUGAUGAGUCGUUUAGAUACCAUAGGUCGAGACGAGAAAUGAGGAAAGAAGAGCGCCUUAGAAAGUCUCUGAGACCGAGGAGCCAUCGUGUUAGUGUUGGUGUGAGGAAAGAGCAUCCUUCUUCUGACUCUGGUUUGAGCCAACAUGUUGGUGGUGGUGUUGGUCCGGUUCAUGGUAUUAGAGUGAGCAGAGAGUCUAAGUUCGCACGGAAAGGUUCAAAACGAAGAUCUCGAGUUCACCAUGGUCCUCGCAGAACCUGAAGAAAUAAAUAUGCCAGUCUCCAAAAGUACAUGCUUUUCUCAUUUGCGUUUGUUGUUUGAUAUUUAUUUUGGAAUCUUUGCUUAAACAAAGACAGCCCAGUGGACUGCUA
Eruca vesicaria subsp. sativa (arugula) is the source of this 788-nucleotide messenger RNA. The record is from the annotation of a GenBank genome assembly. Lineage: Eukaryota; Viridiplantae; Streptophyta; Magnoliopsida; Brassicales; Brassicaceae.